This is a messenger RNA of Dovyalis caffra, 1725 nucleotides long. The record is from the annotation of a GenBank genome assembly. Lineage: Eukaryota; Viridiplantae; Streptophyta; Magnoliopsida; Malpighiales; Salicaceae.
AUGGGCCAAUCCUCUUCUUCAUGCUCGUGCAAUAAUGGCCAAGAGAUUUACAGGCCCGUUAUCAUUGGAAAAAACAGCUGCAGUAUUGACGAGGACGACGACUUGACCCUAAGUCUGCCUGACGAGUGCUUGGGCAGUGUGUUCGGGAAGCUGGGUUGCCUUGACAGGAACUCUUGCUCCCUGGUUUGCAAGAGAUGGAAGUGUGUGGAUUCGAAGUCAAGAAACCGCCUUGUCUUGCUUGCUCGUUCCGAGAUGUCUCCAUCCCUGCCUUCCUUGCUCUCUCGCUUCAACACUGUCUCCAUCCUGUCUCUCAAGUGCUCCCGCAAGCUCCUCAGCAUAGACGAUGCUGCUCUCUCUCGCAUUCCCAUCUUUCUCCCAUCUCUCAAGAAGCUCAAACUCAAGGGCUGCAUCCAUAUUUCUGAUGACGGGCUGCAUGCUUUCUCUCUCCACCAUCCUCCUCUCCUCACAAAACUCUCUUUUGCAUCCUGUGGUUUUGGUGCCAAAGGUCUCAACUCCCUUCUCUCUAAUUGCCCUUCUCUCCAAGAUCUCACCCUCAAGCGCCUAAGAAAGCUGGAUGCCACCAGCAGUACCCCUGCAUCGUCAUUGUGGGUUGGAGCUUUGAGUGCCGAUGAUGGUGGUGGUAGUAAUGAUCAUAGUAAUGAUAUUAAUGCUGUUGUUGUUGGAGAUGCGAACAGCAAGGAGAAGGAUGCUCACCAUUACCACCACCAGAGGAGCCUGAAGCUAGAGCGGCUAUGCCUCAAAGAUCUUCACAAUGCUCGCCUUUUUAUCCCUCUAAUUCUCUCAGCUUCCGCUUCCCUCAAAACCCUCGUUGUUUGCAGGAGCUCUGGUAAUUGGGACAGAGUUCUCGAAACUGGUCUCCAUGGAAAAACCACUUCCAUUUCUGAGAUCCAGAUGGAGAACGUCCAGAUGGGCGAUGCAGGCCUCCUGGCCAUCUCCUCUUCUUGCCCUGACCUCCAGCUUCUAUACCUCAGCCGCACCACUGAUUGUACCGACGAUGGGUUAUCUGCAAUUGCAAAUUCUUGCAAGAAGCUUAGGAAGCUACAUAUCGAUGCAUGGAGCAGGUUCGGCAGCAGGACAAUUGGCGAUGAGGGGGUGUUUUCCAUAGCCAACAAAUGCUCCCAAUUGCAGGAGUUGGUACUUAUGGGCAUUCCGAUGGCUAUUCCGUCUCUGAAUGCCCUUGCAUCGAAUUGCCUCGGACUUGAGCGGAUGGCCCUCUGUAACACCGAUUCUGUCGGGGACUCGGAAAUGGCAUUUAUUGCAGCCAAGUUCUUGGCCUUGAAGAAGCUAUGCAUCAAGAACUGCCCCAAUGUCUCGAAGUCGGGGAUCGAAGCUGUCGGGCGCGGCUGUCCCAAUUUGGUGAAGUUGAAGGUAAAGAGAUGCAAAGGGAUCACUCGGGCAAUGGUGUCCAGAUUAAGGUUGCAGAGGAGCUCACUGGUGGUAUCAGUGGAUGCAGGAUCAAUGCUGUUCGAUAGUGAAGGAAUUUCAUUGUCAGCUGCAGUAGCAGCAGCAGCACAUGAAGAUGAGCAAGGAAUCACGGACACAAUGGCAAACACUAGUAGUAGCGGUAGGAGCACAACAGGAGCAGUAGCAGCAACUCAUGUUAUAUGCAGCAGCAGGGGUGCUCUCUUGCUGAGGUCUAAAUUUGAAAGCGCUCUUCAACUUGGUGGGAGGAGGAGGAGGAGGCCAACUGAAGAUAAUUGCUAG